Messenger RNA from Phaedon cochleariae (mustard beetle), 5941 nucleotides. The record is from the annotation of a GenBank genome assembly. Lineage: Eukaryota; Metazoa; Arthropoda; Insecta; Coleoptera; Chrysomelidae.
AGUGCAUGGGCAACAGGGACAAAAAAGACAGAGGAGCUCGUAUUACCGACCGGUCAUCGAUAUGGAAGCAGUUCUGCACGAGAGUACGACCCAAGGAGGUCAAAUGAUGGGAAACGGUUGUGUUACUAUUGGUGGUACGCGCGGUAUCAACAACCCUGACAAUCUAGUGUGCGUUGGUUCGAAAGCGGAAAAUGCCAGUAGGUCGAAGAAGUUGCCUCUUCCUUGCAUCCAGAACAGUAUCGAUAUCUGGUUCGACAAUGUGACUUACACUGCCGUACAAAAAGCUUUGAUGUCGAAGACAACCAAGAAGGAGAUCCUCCACAAGAUCAAUGGCCGCCUGCCCCCAGGCCAACUGAUCGCCAUCAUGGGCCCGUCCGGGGCAGGAAAGAGCACCCUUUUGGACGUCCUCAGCGGGUACCGCAUCAACGGCGUGGGCGGCACCGUAUAUGUCAACGGCCGUCCACGGAACCUGGAGGAAUUUAGAAGGUCCUCCUGCUACAUCACGCAAGAUGACAGACUGCAGCCGCUUUUCACCGUGCAGGAGAGCAUGAAAAUCGCUGCGGAUUUGAAGCUGCCUGUUGAUAUUGGCGAUAAAAAGAAGGAGAAGAUCAUUCAUAACAUUUUGGGAACCUUGGGUCUGCAGAAAACAAAAAAUGUUAGAGCAGCGCAACUAUCAGGAGGACAAAAGAAAAGACUAUCUAUAGCUUUGGAAUUGAUUAGCAACCCGAUGGUGAUGUUUUUGGACGAACCCACAACUGGUCUAGACAGUUCUUCUUGUACAAUGUGCAUUAAGCUACUAAAGCAGCUGGCUUCGGAAGGUAGGACCAUCGUUUGUACCAUCCACCAACCAUCGGCCAUGCUUUUUGCCCUGUUCGACCAAGUGUACGUUUUAGCUGCGGGUAAUUGCGUCUAUCAGGGUGGAACAGAAAAAAUGAUACCGUUCUUCGAGGCCAUCGGGUAUCCCUGUCCCAUGUACCACAAUCCAGCUGACUACGUAAUCGAGAUGGCAUGUGGAGAAUAUGGAGAGGAAAAGGUCGAGAAGAUGAUACAAGCCACCUCCAAUGGAAGGUCAUACAGAUAUUUUAAUGACCCCGAUAGUUUACCGAACAAUCAAGCGCUACAAGAUAUUUCGGCCAAGAACAGUAUUGAAAUUAGUGAAAAUCAAUUGGCAACAUCGCAGUUCAACCAAUUGAGAGUACUUCUUAGGCGAGGAUUCGUAAAAGCUGGAAGAGAUCAGACUUUGACAUAUUUGCGUAUAGGUGUAAAUAUAGUGGUCAGCCUAAUGUUAGGAACUUUGUAUUGGAAAGCAGGUAAUGAUGGGACGAAAGUCUUGGACAACUACAAUCUGCUGUUUUCCAUACUGAUGCACCACACUUUCGCUACGAUGAUGUUGACAAUUCUCACAAUUCCACAAGAAAUAUCGAUACUGACCAAAGAACACUUCAAUAGAUGGUAUUCCCUCAAGAUGUACUAUACGUCUCUAACCUUGGUUGAUAUACCAUUAUCGGUAGUAUGCUGUUUCUCGUUCACAGCAAUUAUUUACUACAUGACUGCCCAACCACCAGAAAUGGUUAGAUUCUUGAUGUUUUUCAUAAGCUCUCAACUGGUAGUACUCGUUGUUCAAGGAUUUGGCAUGAUGAUUGGUGCUUAUUUCAAUGUAACGAACGGCACUUUCUUGGGCCCAACCCUCUGCGUCCCCAUGAUGAUGUUCGCAGGAUUCGGUGUGCGACUUUGCGACCUACCCCCGUACCUCUACUGGGGCAGCUACGUCUCCUACCUGCGGUACGCGCUAGAGGGCACCGUAGGCGCAGUCUACGGCCUUGAAAGAGGCAUCAUUGAGUGCCCCGAGGACGCCUACUGCCAUUACAAGUACCCGAAAACGUUCCUGGAAGCUGUGGGGGUACGGUCAGACCAGUUCGAGAAUGACAUUAUCGCACUAGUGCUGUUUCUAUUCGUAUUGAGGAUAAGUGCGUACGUUGUGCUCAGGCUGAAGCUCAUGUCGAUACGGUGAAAUUGACAUAUAUUGGACAAACAUGCCAAAUCGGUGACGCUAGAUUCAAAGAACACAUACUUGCAAAUAGUCUAGUUUCUAGAACGUCUUCCUUUUGUUUUCGUAAGUGGGAUUAACUGACCCCAACUCUGCCACCGCAAGUAUCAAAAAACGUUCAGGCUGGAGCUCAUGUCGAUGCGAUGUAAUUGACAUAUGUUUUCCAAACACGCCAAAACGAGGACCCUAGAUGCAAAGAACACAUACAUGAAAAUGAUCAUAGUCUCCAUAGCUUCUUCCUUUAUAUUUUUGAAGAUGAGAUCAACUGACUUUGUGACCUACCUCCGUACCUCCACUGGGGCAGCUACGUCUCCUACCUGCGGUACGCGCUAGAGGGCACCGUAGGCGCAGUCUACGGCCUUGAAAGAGGCAUCAUUGAGUGCCCCGAGGACGCCUACUGCCAUUACAAGUACCCGAAAACGUUCCUGGAAGCUGUGGGGGUACGGUCAGACCAGUUCGAGAAUGACAUUAUCGCACUAGUGCUGUUUCUAUUCGUAUUGAGGAUAAGUGCGUACGUUGUGCUCAGGCUGAAGCUCAUGUCGAUACGGUGAAAUUGACAUAUAUUGGACAAACAUGACAAAUCGGGGACACUAGAUUCAAAGAACACAUACUUGCAAAUAGUCUAGUUUCUAGAACGUCUUCCUUUUGUUUUCGUAAGUGGGAUUAAUGUAAUGUAAUGUACAUAUGUUUUCCAAACACGCCAAAACGAGGACCCUGGAUUCAAAGAACACAUACAUGAAAAUGAUCAUAGUUUCCAUAGCUUGUUCCUUCAUAUUUUUUGAGAUGAGAUCAACUGACUUUGUGACCUAUCUCCGUACCUCUACUGGGGCAGCUACGUCUCCUACCUGCGGUACGCGCUAGAGGGCACCGUAGGCGCAGUCUCUACGGCCUUGAAAGAGGCAUCAUUGAGUGCCCCGAGGACGCCUACUGCCACUACAAGUACCCGAAAACGUUCCUGGAAGCUGUGGGAGUACGGUCAGACCAGUUCGAGAAUGACAUUAUCGCACUAGUGCUGUUUUUAUUCGUAUUGAGGAUAAGUGAGUACGUUGUACUCAGGCUAAAGCUCAUGUCGAUACGAUGAAAUUGACAUGCAUUGGACAAACACGACCGCCAAACCGGGGACACUAGAUUCAAAGAGCACAUACUUGCCGAUAGUUUAUAGUUUCUAGAACGUCUUCCAUUUUUUUUCGUGAGAUAAGCUGACCCCAACUUUGCCACCGUACCUAUCAAGAAACGGUACUGAAAGCAGUGCAGAACGCAGUCGAUUCAGUUCGAGAAUGCAUUAUUCGUGCUUGUGCUGUUACAUCGGUGCGAAUGUUUCGCUCAGGCUAGGAGCUCAUGUCAAUGCGAUAUAAUUGACAUAUAUUGGCGAAACACGCUAAAACGAAGACCGUAGAUUCGAAGAACACAUACAUGAAAAUAAUAUAGUUUCCAUAGCUUUUAUUUCGUAAGAUGAGAUCAACUCACUGUGUGACCUGCCCCCGUACUCACACUGGAGCAGCUAUUUGUCCUACCUGCGGUACGCGCUAGAGGGCACCGUAGGCGUAGUCUACGGCCCUGAAAGAGGCAUCAUUGAGUGCCCCAAGGACGCCUACUGCCACUACCCGAAAACGUUCCUCGGAGCUGUGAAAGUACGGUCAAACCAGUUCGAGAAUGGCAUUAUCGCGCACUAGUGCUGUUUUUAUUUAUAUUGAGGAUAAGUGCGUACGUUGUGCUCAGGAAAUAGACAUAUAUUGGACAAACAUGCCAAAUCGGGAACACUAGAUUCAAAGAACACAUACUUGCAGUCUAGUUUUUAGAACGUCUUUCUUUAUUUUCCGUGAGUGAGAUCAACUGACUCAUACUUUGCCACCAGAAGUAUCAAAGAAACGUUUCUGGAAGCAGUGAAGAACACAGUCGAUUCAGUUCGGCAAUUCUUUGAUCGUGCUUCUGCUGUUCGUGUUCCUUCAGGAAUGAGUUCGUACGUUUUGCCCAGGCUGGAGUGAAUAUUGAGAUGAAAUUGACAUACAUUGGACAAACACGCCAAAAUAGAGCCACUAGAUUUAAAGAACACAUGCAAAUUAUCUAGAAUUUGUUCUCCGGUUUGCCGUGAAUCAGAUCAACUGACGUAUAUUCUGACACUGCAAGCCCGAAAACGUUCCUGGAAGCGGUUGCGGUGCGGUCAGAUCGAUUCCAGAAAUUAUCGCGCUAGUGCUGUUCCUGUUUGUUCUGCGAAUUACUGCGUGAGUUGUGUUCAGGCUGAAGCUCAUAUCGAUACGGUGAAAUCGAAUUUGGUCAAUACAUAAAUUGGACGCACACGCCAAAAUAGGGACACUAGUGUUAUUCCUAACAUAGGAUUUCUUUUGCUACUACUUCUUGCUAAAGGUGGACACUGAAUAAUUCUAAAAUUUCGGGAAUCAAUGCCAGGCAUCCAUUAAUUAUCUAUACUAUCGUGGAGCCAAUCCAAUUAAUUCAGAGCAGUUAUGUAACUUUUCCUCAAGAAACUAAAAAAGACUGCUGAAGUGACUUCAAUUUUUGAAACAACAUAACUUUUUUUUCAUUAUUAUUGCUGGAAUCCUGGAUGAACAGGAACAGAUAUCUAGUUUAUUUAUAUGCAUGUAAGUACCUAACCAACUGUAAUUGAAAAGCUGUGAAAUUUUUUUAUCCUUCAUCAAAAAUGUUAAUGUAGGCAUAGAUAUUUUUAGGAAAGUAUUUAUUUACAUAUAUAACAUUUUGUGACAUGUGACCUGGUGCUCAAUAUUUAACGAAAAGUUACUUCCAUAUUGCUAAAUUUAACCCUAUAUAUGGUACCUAUACUGUAUAAAAUAUAGUAUCAGUGUACCUACGAAGCUAUAUGAAAUAAAUUGUGAAAUUUAUGUAUACGAGAAUGAUACGGAAUAUAUUCAAUUAUGGUUUAAAUAAUCAUUAUAAUUAUAAGAGUCAUCAGAGAAUACUUAUUCUGAAGAUCGGGAAAAAUUCCAAAAGUUUGAAGUACAAUGUAGGUACUUAAAUGAAGAAAAAAAUAUUAUUUUCUUGAAUAUAUAUUGGGUUUAUCAGUAGAAGUAUUUCGAUUUAAGGAUAAGAAUGAAUUAUAAUGCAAUUUUUGAGUUUUGUAUCUUCAACAAUAAUGUUUAGUGUAAAUAUUAAUCAUAAUGACCAAUGCAAAUAUGUGAUUGUAAGUAGAAUAUAGGUAAUUUAACUGAUUCAGUUUGUUUUAUUAUUGCUGCCAUUGCUGGAAGUGAAAGAUAUUUUAUUUACAAAUGCCGAACAAAUUUCUCUUAUUCUAUGUGAUUGCCUUUUGAGCAAUAUUUUCGAGUAUAAAAUCAUAUUUCUAUAACCUCUCUCACGGGUUAUGCCACAGACGACUGUGGUUAUGCAUGAUUUAGUUAUGGUGAACAUCAAGACCCCUAUUUAUUGAAAACGUUAAUUUUAUACAUAUGAAUAUGAUGAAGUCUAGAGAUCAGUUUGGUUUGACGUACCAAUUUGGUGGUGUUCAUGAAACUAAUUGUAUCUUGGCAUAAUGAUUGAUUAUAAUCUGAAGUGAGAUAAUCAUAUAGAUUAGGUUUUGAAAAAAAUUGGAUGUCUCAUUCCUAAAUUCAACCGCCUGAAAUGUAUAUUGAGCAUUCCUAGUUUCCAGUAUCUUUAGUUCAAUCUCAAUUAGUUCAUGGGAUUUUAGGAUGGGGAGGAGUAAAGCUAAUGAAUUUGAAAAAAUUGGAAGUUAUUCAAUAAUGGAUUAUGAAAAUUAUUUAUGGAAUAGACUAUUUAUUUCCAACCGACUUUUUAUACAAAGAAUCCCAAAAGAUGGAUAUAAAUCAGCUAUAUAUUUAUUGUUUAUCAACUUACGUGUUCAAAAACAGAAAUGAUAUUUGUGAAAACUUCACAAGCGAUAAGAUUUCCACAAAAUUUUGUGGAAAU